GUCUUGCCAUCGCUCUUGUCCUGUUUAUAUUCCCAUAUGUUUACUAUGAUCCCUUUUCCGAGGUUUACUUGUCAGUGGUGCUAGCUAACAAGUUAGCCCCCAAACUUAGCUUGGAGUAAUAGUGAAGACGGAGCCACACUUCUCUUGUUUUCCCGUUGGUGGUUUAUCGAAAGAUAUUGUUUGUGCUUUAUUUUGAUAGCAGAUAAAUGUUAGACCCCGGUUUGGAAAACAGUUUUAACAACCGUGUUCAUGUGAAAUCACUGCCUGUUCACUCCUACGUGGAGACCACCGCAGAGUGUCCGGAUCAUCUUCAGGCAGAGACACAAAGAAAGCGGAUGAUAUAGAUAGCAGCCUGAGGUCCUCCACCAGAGAAGGUUUGCUGGGAUGGGUAACCUGCUAAAAGUCCUAACAAGGGAAAUAGAGAACUAUCCACAUUUUUUCCUGGACUUUGAGAAUGCGCAGCCGACAGAGGGAGAGCGCGAGGUGUGGAACCAGGUGAAUUCAGUCCUCCAGGAGUCUGAGAACAUCCUGGGUGGCCUUCAGUCAUAUAAAGGGGCUGGACAGGAGAUCAGAGAUGCGAUUCAAAACCCCAGUGAUCACAGCCUGCAGGAGCGAGCGUGGAACUCUGUCUGCCCGUUGGUCAUCAAACUCAAGACGUUUUACAGCUUCUCUCUCAAACUAGAGGAGGCUCUGCAGAGCUUGCUGGAGUCCCUCACAUGUCCGCCCCUUACACCCACUCAGCACCUGGAGAGGGAGCAGGCACUGGCCAAACAGUUCGCUGAGAUCCUCCACUUCACUCUACGCUUUGAUGAGCUCAAGAUGAGAAAUCCUGCCAUCCAGAAUGACUUCAGCUACUACAGAAGGACCAUCAGUAGAAACCGGAUAAACAACAUGAACCUGGACAUUGAGAGUGAAGUCAACAAUGAGAUGGCUAACAGGAUGUCUCUGUUCUACGCGGAGGCCACGCCCAUGCUGAAAACACUCAGCAAUGCAACCACAAACUUUGUGACAGAGAACAAGACUCUUCCACUGGAGAACACAACAGACUGCCUCAGCACCAUGGCCAGCGUCUGUAAAGUCAUGCUAGAGACACCAGAGUAUUCAAGCCGUUUCAGCAGUGAGGACACUCUAUUAUUUUGCAUGAGGGUCAUGGUUGGAGUCAUCAUUCUGUAUGACCACGUCCACCCCAACGGCGCCUUCAACAAGUCCUCCAAGAUAGAUAUGAAAGGCUGCAUAAAAGUGCUGAAGGACCAGCCAGCAGACAAUGUAGAAGGCCUCCUGAAUGCGCUCAAAUUCACCACAAAACACCUGAAUGACGAGAAUACUCCCAAGAACAUCCGAGCGAUGCUCCAGUAAUAUUUGUUCCUUCUUAUAUAAAUAUAUAUAAAUAGAUAUGAAGAGGAUCACGGCUCUGACCUCAGAUAAGAUGUAUAUGUUUACAUUAUUUAAAGACUCGAUGUUAAUACUUGUGUGUAUUUGCAUAGUCAUUCCCUCCAAGUUAUUGAAGCCUGCAGAAUACAUACUUUCCACUGUGCAAAAAUAAAAAAAGUCUCACAUGAAUUGCCUCAACUGAUGAGAGCUGUCAAAGCACAGAUGAUGGAUGCCCAUCAGCCUUAUAUGUAACUGAGCUUUGCAAGCAGCACUCAGAAAUAAAGAAACCAGGCAGCAGAAAAAUGUCCUUUAAUGAACUGUUUCAGUCUUUUCCACAUGUGACAGUGUGUGCACCAUUUUUAUGAAAAUUAACUUUUUUCAUUUGGAACUGUGGACAUCCCAAAUCCUGACUGUUACAUCAUCUUGCGUCUUCUCUUGACGUGCGAACAGUGAGCUGGAAAGCCGGAGCACACAAUCAUUCCCGUGAUGGACAUUUCUGUUGCAGUGAAGGGCUAAAUCCUAAAGCAGGGGUUGAUGUUUGGCCGUAUUCUCUCCUUGUGUUCAGGCUCUAGCCUUGUGCACCCUUUGAAAUGAAUCCACUGUGAACAUAAAACCCUGCUUCAUGCGUCAAGUCAGAUCCAGUGUGUCAAAGUUGAGGUGUGAUUGAUAAGUCAGUGCAACCCACCAAAUGUUUUAUUCAUCUGUGUUUGACUUGCGUGACAAUAAUUGUGUGUUUUGCCACCUUUUCAGUGACUUUUAAUCUGUGAGGCUUCGUUAUAGAGCGUUCUUU
Messenger RNA from Archocentrus centrarchus (flier cichlid), 2161 nucleotides. RefSeq names its product family with sequence similarity 49 member A (gene cyria). Gene Ontology annotation, biological process: regulation of actin filament polymerization. Gene Ontology annotation, molecular function: small GTPase binding. Lineage: Eukaryota; Metazoa; Chordata; Actinopteri; Cichliformes; Cichlidae. Bases 385 to 1356 code for a protein of 323 amino acids. The record is from RefSeq and is a predicted model, not a curated record. The transcript is spliced from 12 exons.